Mangifera indica (mango) is the source of this 1734-nucleotide messenger RNA. Its product is annotated as cytochrome P450 93B2-like. Bases 64 to 1605 code for a protein of 513 amino acids. Gene Ontology annotation, molecular function: heme binding; oxidoreductase activity, acting on paired donors, with incorporation or reduction of molecular oxygen, NAD(P)H as one donor, and incorporation of one atom of oxygen; iron ion binding. The record is from RefSeq and is a predicted model, not a curated record. The transcript has 2 exons. Gene Ontology annotation, cellular component: membrane. NCBI's taxonomy places the organism in Eukaryota, Viridiplantae, Streptophyta, Magnoliopsida, Sapindales, Anacardiaceae.
AACACGUCUUGUUUCUCUGUCUUUCAUUUGAUCUAAACCAGCCCUAAAGAAUCUGUAGCCAUAAUGCUUCUUCAACUCAUAAAUCUCUAUGCUCCCAUCCUCAUUCUCUCAACCCUAAUUCUCAAAAUCCUCUUCUCCAAUUCUUCUAAACACUACAAACUCCCUCCAAGCCCUUUCGCCUUACCUGUCAUCGGCCAUCUCCAUCUCCUCGGCCGCUUCAUGCACCACUCCUUUCACAUGCUUUCCUCCCGCUAUGGCCCCCUCAUUCACCUCCGAAUCGGCUCCGUCAAUUGCGUAGUCGCUUCAUCUCCCGAAAUCACUAGAGAACUCCUUAAAACAAAUGAACUCGCUUUCUCCGCUCGUAAGCACACCCCUGCCAUUGAUCACCUUACUUACAAUUCUUCCUUCGCUUUUGCUCCCUAUGGACCUUACUGGAAAUUCAUAAAGAAAAUCAGCACGGUUGAGCUACUGGGAGCCAGAACGCUCGGGCGGUUUCUUCCCAUUAGAACCCAGGAGUUGCAGGAUUUUAUCAAUAUUAUGUUUGAAAAGUCUCAUGCUGAAGAAAAAGUUAACCUUACAGAAGAAUUGUUGAAGCUGACGAAUAAUGUGAUAUCGCAGAUGAUGUUUAGCAUCAGAUGUUCUGGGGCGGGUGGGCAAGGCGAGGAGGCAAGGAGGCUUGUGCGAGAAGUGACAAAGAUCUUUGGAGAGUUUAAUAUUUCUGAUAUAAUUUGGUUGUUUAAGAAUGUUGAUUUUCAGGGUUUUAGAAAGAGGUUCAUGGAUGUGCAUAAGAGGUAUAAUUCGUUGUUAGAGAAUAUUAUUUCGAACCGCGAAAUUGUGAGAAAGGAGAAGAAGAAAAAUGGAGAUGAUGAUGAAGACGUUAGAGAUUUUCUUGACAUUUUGCUUGAUGCUUUGGAAAACGAAAAAUCGGAGGUCCAGUUAACAAGAGAUCAUAUCAAGGCCAUAAUUCUGGAUUUCCUGACAGCUGCAACAGACACCACAGCCAUGACAGCGGAAUGGGCAUUGGCAGAAAUAAUCAACAACCCAAACGUCCUGGAAAAGGCUCAGGAAGAAAUCGACCAAGUUGUAGGAAAAUCCAGGCUCGUCCAGGAAUCCGACCUUCCCAAUCUUCCUUAUCUCCAAGCCAUUAUAAAAGAAAACUUCAGGCUUCACCCUCCAAUCCCAAUGCUUGCAAGGAAAUCCAUCCAGGAUUGCCAAGUCGGUGAAUACACAAUUCCUGAAGGCUCUUUAUUGUUCGUAAAUCUCUGGUCAAUCGGAAGAGACCCUAAAGUUUGGAAUGAUCCUAUCAAGUUCGAUCCUGAGAGAUUCCUGAAAUCAAACGACAUUGAUGUUAAAGGGUUUAACUAUCAGUUGUUGCCAUUCGGAACUGGAAGGAGAGGCUGCCCUGGAAUUAAUUUAGCCAUGUUGGAGCUGCCGACCACUCUGGCAGCCAUGAUUCAGUGCUUCAACUGGAAGGUUGUGAAUCCUCAAGGAGUGGAAAUCGAGGGUGGCACUGUGAUUGAUAUGACUGAACGGCAAGGACUGACCGCUCCUCGGGCUCGUGAUCUUGUUUGUGUACCAGUGGCACGAUGUUCGCCGGUAUCUUAGAUCUGAUUACAAUGAAUAUAAUUACUUUGCUUGAAUUAGUGGUUUCUUUGCUAUGAGAAAUUAAGUUUCAAGGGAACGAUGUACUUGUAUUAUGUUAUAGCGUACUCCAAUAAAAUCUUAUUAUAAAUA